CAAUCAGUUCAGAAGACCGACAACUCCGACAGUCAUCAUUCAUUCAAUGUCAAUCGCUCUGAACCUGAUAACCUAACUUUCAGUUUUUAUUUAAAAAUUGUAAAUUUUAAGCCUUGUGGUGUUAAUUACUAAUUUUGUGAUCAAUUCCAAAAGCAUCUAAAUUAAUCAGGAAAAAUGUCUGAGCAGCAAGUAGCCUCUACCCCAGCAUCCGCAGCCGUGUCCGCCACCAGCGUUGCUGAGGAACAACGGUCUGCCAGCGGAACUGUCGCGGGAUCUGGCAGUGCAACUGGCAGUGCUGCUGGAUCAGCUGUGUCCGAAGAGAAAUUAUACGGAGGAUGUGAAGGCCCAAAUGCUAUGUAUGUUAAGCUGAUCUCUUCAGAUGGCCACGAGUUCAUUGUGAAGAGGGAGCAUGCACUGACCUCCGGCACUAUCAAGGCCAUGUUGAGCGGACCCGGACAGUUUGCUGAGAAUGAGGCCAAUGAAGUCAACUUUAGGGAGAUACCCUCUCAUGUACUGCAGAAGGUUUGCAUGUACUUCACAUACAAAGUUCGCUACACAAACUCCUCGACGGAGAUUCCCGAGUUCCCGAUCGCCCCGGAAAUUGCGCUGGAGUUACUGAUGGCCGCCAACUUCCUCGACUGUUAAGAGUACAGCCAUGUACCGGUAGAUGGUGCUAGUGGGACGGCUACCAAAGAGGUUGGCUGAGAAAAGUUUGUAAUUAAAACUUGCAGCUGUCUGAUAAAGAUCUCUUGAAAUAUGUAAGGUUCCUCACUCAUGUAUCUUAUAAUGUAAUGUAAAAUGUUGAAACAAACAUUCUUAAUAAGUAAAUUAAUUGAAUUUAUUAUUUUUAUAUUUAACAGACAGCAAUAAAGUUUUGUUCGCUAAACCUCUUUAUUUAUUUUUGUUGCCAUGGCAACGUGUCUCACUAGCGCCACAGUGAUCAAAGUGAUCACUAUGAGAUCAGAUCACACGACAAUUUUAUUUGUGUGAUAUCGACAUGUUUACGGUUGAAACAUCUACCGACACUCGUCGGUAUAUUAAUGGUGGAUUUAAUUACAUAUUAUUGAUAAUAAAUAUUUGUAUUUUUAAUAGACAGGGAUACACUGUAACCUAAAAGGAUGUGACAUUGUUGAAUUAACGAAAAAAGUAAUCUAUGGAGGACUUUUCAUUUUAAAAGUUUGCCUACAAUAUGAAAUCAAUGAUAAUGAUGUGUGGCAAUAGAUUUACUUAAUAUUAGAUACAAUUUUAACAAUGUUUAUUUAAAAGUUCAUGUACACUAAGUACAUCUCUGUCUCCCCUCUGUAGAGGAAUAAAAUGCGUGAUAUUACAUUUAUAUAACUGUCUAUUAAAAAUACAAUUUUAACACAACACAUAAAACUCACUUCUUGUAGUGAUAUUUUCGACUUUAUUUCUCAUUGAAUAAAGUUUGUAUUUGUAUGGCUGGUUCGCUCAUUUACUAGGAUUGUUGACUUUACGUAUAAAAUUAAGCAUUUACGCAACACUAUCGAGAAACAGUACUCUUAGUAUGAGUUUGCUUUACGUUUAAAAGAAUCGAAACGAGAGCGCGUUCGGCGCUCUGAUAUUGAAUGUAAAGUAAGAAUAUAGAACGUAAUAAUUCAUAGGGCUAAAUGAGCAAACCAAUUAUAUGUCUUCAUUAAGUUUCAUAAUAUUCAUAAAUAAUCUGUCUGCUGAAGCUGAAUACAACUUUAUACCUAAACAAAUAAAGAUGAAAAUUGUACAGCCAAGAUAGACUUACUUAUUUAUGAAUAAUAAUACUUAGUCGAUUCUUUUCUUGCUAGUUAGGUGAACACAGAAGCCGUUUCAAUCUAGAGAACGUCCUAGGCAAGUACCUCAUAGGGCCCUAUAUUUUUUUUGGUGCCCCCGCCGCUCUGUAGGUUGUAUGGUAAUUAGUGAACGAUAUUUAAACACGUGAUUGUACUCAUGAUUACAAAUAACUUUCCCAAAGAAACUUCUUUUGUAUACCCAUUAGUUUUAUUUUUAUCACAAUAACAAAAUUUCGUGCGCGCAUGAUCAGCUGUUGCAGCGAGAGGUAUUUUGGAAUUUAACGCGCGCAUGCUAAUGCUAAAUAUUUUUUUAAUGUGAUAAAAAUAAAACUAAUGAUUAUUCAAAAGAAGUUUCUUUGGGAAAGUUGUUUGUAAUUAUGAGUACAAUCACGUGUUUAAAUAUCGUUCACUAAUUUAUCAGUCACCCUGUAUAGGUAGUUAGGCACAUGCGUGUCGUGGCGCCCUCUAUAACUUGGCGCCUUAGUUACUUGCCUAGCUUGUUUAAGAUAUAACACGGCUCUGGGUAAACGCAAAUAAGGGUAAAUAAAGUAAAACCCUUUUAUAGUAAUAUGGUGUAAUAAUAUUGGGUCGAUGAAUUUAAUAAUUUCUUUAGCAAAGUCUGAUUUCUAUUGUAUUAUAAUUUUUAGUAAACAAAAAUUGUAAAUGUCAUUUUUGUACAUACAAUUAUAUAGUGGAUAUUUUGGGAAUGAUUGUAGCUACUGCCUUUAGUAAUCACAGUUAUACUAUCUGCCGUACUCAGUCAUUUAAUGAUUACUUAAACUAUUCCUCAGUAACAAUUUUGUAUGGAAAACAAUUGCUAAUUGGGUUAAGUAACCAUUAAAUGACUAAGUAUGGCGGUAUGUCUCUCUUUGUAGUUUGUUUGUGCGUAAAAUGAAAGUGUUUUAAAGAUAACGAAUUAAUUAUUCGUAUUUAUUUAACUGUUAUGUACUAAAAUUCAUCAAUAUUUAGGUUGGACAAAAUGUGAUUAAGAAAUUGUAUGAAUUUCUGUAAUCUAUCUUUAAGAAAGUGGGUGUACAAUGUGUACAUCUCUGCUUAAUCCAUCUGAAAGUAAGAGGUUUUGUGUAAUUUAGUUAUUUCUAAAAUACUUUCGUUUUACAACCAAACACACUGGUUGACUUAAAAUACACAUUUUCGCAAAUAAAUAUUUAAUAAAAAUAAUCUCAUAUUUGUUCCGUAGUUUGUGGGUAUCGCAUUUAUAGAGCACUUUUUUACGUUCAAAAACCAAAAAUGCUGUUUGCUAGUUCAAUACUUCGGUAACUUUUUUGUAUUUUCACUAAAAACUUGUAUUAAUCUGUAGGUAAACUUAGUAAAAGAAAAACAUUUCAUGGUCGAAAUAAAUGACCUACACUAUUUUUAUCUCUCUCCUUCACUAGCAAAAGGUAAAUGUGUGAAAGAGACAGAAAUAAAUGGAAGAAGAUAGAAUAAAAUUAAGAAGAUAUUAAAGAAUAUACUUACUUAUUUCUAUCUUCUGAACUCGUCUAACACAUUAUAAUAAUAGAUGUGUGAAAGAGAUAGCUUUAAUAAGCAAUGUUAAUUUAUUUCGAUUUGAAAUGUACUUGUUCCACACAAAUUAACGCUUAACCGGAUUGCUAGGAUGUGAUUAUUUAUUUUGUCAAGUGUCACUAAAACAUUAACCAAAUCGCAAUGUUUAGCUUUUUAUUUUGUUAAUAAACCGUAAAUUCUUA
Molecule: messenger RNA, 3490 nt
Organism: Spodoptera frugiperda (fall armyworm)
Lineage: Eukaryota; Metazoa; Arthropoda; Insecta; Lepidoptera; Noctuidae
Gene: EloC
Product: elongin-C
Exons: 4
Coding region: 175-645 (156 amino acids)
Biological process (GO): ubiquitin-dependent protein catabolic process
Cellular component (GO): elongin complex
Molecular function (GO): protein-macromolecule adaptor activity
Source: RefSeq, a predicted model, not a curated record